Lachancea lanzarotensis is the source of this 918-nucleotide messenger RNA. RefSeq names its product LALA0S12e00694g1_1 (gene ASF1). Gene Ontology annotation, cellular component: nucleus. The record is from RefSeq and is a predicted model, not a curated record. Gene Ontology annotation, biological process: nucleosome disassembly; nucleosome assembly; DNA replication-dependent chromatin assembly. The transcript has a single exon. NCBI's taxonomy places the organism in Eukaryota, Fungi, Ascomycota, Saccharomycetes, Saccharomycetales, Saccharomycetaceae. Gene Ontology annotation, molecular function: histone binding. Bases 1 to 918 code for a protein of 305 amino acids.
AUGUCAAUCGUUUCAUUGUUAGGGAUCAAUGUGCUCAAUAACCCAGCCAAGUUUGCUGACCCUUACGAAUUUGAGAUCACCUUUGAGUGUUUAGAGCCCUUGAAAAAGGAUUUGGAGUGGAAACUCACGUAUGUCGGGUCGUCUCGUAGUUUGGACCACGACCAAGAGCUUGAUUCCAUUUUGGUAGGCCCUGUGCCGGUUGGUGUAAACAAAUUUCAGUUUACUGCCGAUCCACCAUCACCAGAGCUCAUCCCAGCAAGUGAAUUGGUAAGUGUAACGGUGAUUCUUCUGAGUUGCUCGUAUGACGGCCGAGAAUUUGUCCGUGUUGGAUACUACGUGAACAAUGAAUACGACAAUGAAGAGCUCAGAGAGAAUCCACCCGCUAAGGUUCAGGUUAACCAGGUAGUUAGAAACAUCCUCGCUGAAAAACCAAGAGUAACGAGAUUCAAUAUUAUAUGGGACAAUGAACAGGGCGAGGAGUAUCCUCCAGAGCAGCCUGAAAUGGAAGCAGAAGAUGUAGACGACGAGGAAGUGGAGGAAGAAGAAGAGGGAGAAGGAGAAGAGGACGAGGACGAGGAGGACGAUAUAGAGGUAGAAGAAGAAGCAGAACAGGACGAUGACACCAAUACUGCCAAAAAAGCUAAGGACAGCAACAAAGACGCAACACAAUCUGAAGUCGAAGACCCAGAAGGACCAGAAAGUAAAAAACGCAAGCUGAAAGACUCAGAUGAAGCAGAGGCUGAAGAAAUCGAUCUGGAGAACGAUGAAGACGAUGAAGAAAUCGAUUUGGUCGACGAAGAAGAGGUGGACGAUGACGAAGAUGGUAGGGAGGAAGAGGCAGAUAAAGAACCCACUGUGGAAACGGUUCCCACCCCACAGGAUACUACAACUGCAAGUGCUUCAGAGCCGGAACCCUGA